Aspergillus affinis is the source of this 1107-nucleotide messenger RNA. Its product is annotated as class I SAM-dependent methyltransferase. The transcript has 10 exons. The record is from RefSeq and is a predicted model, not a curated record. NCBI's taxonomy places the organism in Eukaryota, Fungi, Ascomycota, Eurotiomycetes, Eurotiales, Aspergillaceae. Gene Ontology annotation, molecular function: methyltransferase activity. The coding region runs from base 1 to 1107 and encodes 368 amino acids.
AUGACCGCCGACGAGCACGAAAAACCGCAACCACCACAGCAACCACACCACGAAGAAGACGAACCGCAAGAAGAGGAAGAAGAAGAACACAGAUCGGUCGAGGUCACGCGCCAGCCAUCCCAGGAACAACAUGGUCCCGCUUAUAUCGAACCUGAAGACCUGACCGAUGGCGAUUCCGUCUAUGCCGGCUCUCUCGGCGAUGCCAGCUACACGACAAGUAUCACGUCCAGCGCGAUGAAUUACCAAUAUGAGAACGGACGCCGAUACCAUUCCUAUCAUGAGGGAGUGUACCUUUUGCCGAAUGAUGAACAAGAGCAGGAUCGGUUGGAUUUGAGCCAUCAUAUCUAUCGCAUGCUACUGAAAGGAGAGCUAGGUCGUGCGCCCAUCAAAAACCCCAGACGUGUGUUGGACAUAGGCACCGGCACGGGGAUAUGGGCGAUCGACUUUGCCGAUGAACACCCCGACUCGGAAGUAAUUGGAAAUGACCUAAGUCCCAUCCAACCAUCCUGGAUCCCGCCCAACUGUCGCUUUGAAGUCGACGACUUCGAACAGGACUGGUCCUACAGCCAGCACUUCGACUACAUCCACGGUCGCGAACUGGAAGGCUGCAUCGGCGACCACGACCGGCUGUUCCGACAGGCGUUUGAGAGCCUGCGCCCGAACGGAUACUUCGAGAUCGCCUCGUUGGAAGUCAACACAUAUUCGGACGACGACACGCACCUGAAGGCGCCGUGUCUGCUCGAGGGCGUAAAGAACAUGCACGCAGCAUCGAAGCUGUACGGGAAGGAUAUGACGACGGUGGUGCACUGGAAGGAAAUGAUGGAGAAGGCGGGGUUUAUCAACGUCCACGAGGAUGUGUAUAAGGUCCCUCAAAGCCCUUGGCCCAAAAACCCCAAGCUCAAGGAAAUCGGCCGGUACCAUCAAGUCAACAUGUUCGAGGCGCUGGGCCCGUACUGCUACGCGCUGUUCACGCGAGUGCUAGGCUGGCAGCGACCGGAGAUCGAGGCGCUGGUAGCCGGCAUGCGAAACGAACUGCGCGACCUGUCAAACCAUCUGUACUCCAACGUGCACAUUGUGUAUGGACAGCGACCGGCGGAGACGCCCUGA